AUGGCGACAUCAUCGAAUGCUGAAUAUGAACGUUUAUGUGAAGAUGAAGCUCGUAAAGCUAAUUGGAAACGUUGGGGUCCAUAUUUAGCUGAACGACAAUGGGGUACUGUUCGUGAAGAUUAUUCUGAAGAUGGUGAUUGUUGGAACUAUUUUUCUCAUGAUCAGUCACGAUCACGUGCUUAUCGUUGGGGUGAAGAUGGUCUUUUAGGUUUUACAGAUCGUGAAUGUCGUUUAUGUUUUGCAUUAUCAUUAUGGAAUGAAAAAGAUCCUAUACUUAAAGAACGUCUAUUUGGAUUAACUGGACCUGAAGGAAAUCAUGGAGAAGAUGUAAAAGAACUUUAUUAUUAUCUUGAUUCAACUCCAACACAUUCUUAUUUUAAAAGUCUUUAUAAAUAUCCUCAAAAUGAAUAUCCAUAUAAACAAUUAAUUGAAGAAAAUCGUCAUCGUUCAAAACAUGAAUCUGAAUAUGAACUUCUUGAUACAAAAAUUUUUGAUAAUAAUGAAUAUUUUGAUAUAUUUACUGAAUAUGCUAAAAAUUCUCCGAAUGAUAUUCUUAUACGUAUUACAAUUGAAAAUCGUUCAUUAAAUGAUGCACCUCUACAUAUAAUUCCAACAUUAUUUUUUCGUAAUACAUGGUCAUGGGGUUGUAAACAUGAAGGUUGUACAAUGCGUCCUAAAAUUGAACAAAAACAAGGAGAAAAUUUUCUACGUACAAAACAUGAUACACUUGAACCAUUUCUAUUCGAUAUUAAUCCUGAUGAAUAUGGUCAAAUGCCUGAAAUACUUUUUACAGAAAAUGAAACAAAUUUUAAACGUUUAUAUAAUAUAGAUAAUUAUUCACCAUAUGUUAAAGAUGCAUUUCAUGAAUAUAUAAUAAAUAAAGAAAAAAAUCUUGUUAAUUCAAAACAACAUGGAACAAAAGUUGGUUUAUAUUAUUAUUUUAAUAUAAAAGCAAAAUCAUCAAUAAAAAUUCAUCUUCGUUUAUAUCAAUUAUUAGAUAAUGAACAAAUUUUAAAUAAACUUAAUUUUAAUGAUAUUGAUCAAAUAUUUGAAAAACGUAUUAAUGAAACAGAAGAAUUUUAUUCAUUAAUAAUUAAUUCAAAAUUAAAUCAAGAUGAAAAAAAUAUUGUUCGACAAGCUUAUGCUGGUCUUUUACAUACAAAACAAUUUUAUCAUUAUAUUAUUGAAGAUUGGAUUGAAGGUGAUCCUGACAUAAGUCAUCCAUCAGAAACACGAAAAAGAAAUGCUCGAAAUAAAGAUUGGUUGCAUUUAUAUUGUCGAGAUGUUUUAUCAAUGCCUGAUAAAUGGGAAUAUCCAUGGUUUGCUAGUUGGGAUUUAGCAUUUCAUGUUAUACCAUUUGCACGUAUUGAUCCACGUUUUGCUAAAGAUCAAAUAAGAUUACUUUUACGUGAAUGGUAUAUGCAUCCAAAUGGCCAAAUUCCAGCAUAUGAAUUUAAUUUUUGUGAUGUUAAUCCACCUGUUAGUGCUUGGGCAGCAUGGCGAAUAUAUAAAAUAUCUACAAAUAAAAAUGAAGAACAUGAUCGAAAAUUUCUUGAAAGUGUAUUUGUUAAAUUAAUAAUCAAUUUUACUUGGUGGGUUAAUCGUAAAGAUCCAAAAAAUUUAAAUUUAUUUUCUGGUGGUUUUCUUGGUCUUGAUAAUAUUGGUGUAUUUGAUCGUUCAGUUGAAUUACCUGAUGGUGGUACAAUGCAUCAAUCUGAUGCUACAGCAUGGAUGUGUUUUUAUUCAUUAAUAAUGUUUACUAUAUCAAUUGAAUUAGCUAGUGGUAUUAAUAAUCAACCUGUUAUUGAAGCAUAUGAAGAUAUGGCAUCAAAAUUUUUUGAACAUUUUGUUCAAAUUGUUGAUGCAAUGAAUGUUCAUGGUGGAACAGGUUUAUGGGAUGAUGAUGAUGGAUUUUAUUAUGAUCAAGUUAAAUGUGGUAAAACAGAUAAAAUUACAAAAUUAAAGACACGUUCAUUAGUUGGUGUUAUACCUUUAAUUGCUAUAUCUGUUAUUGAAAUGAAAAAAAUACAUCAUUUAAAAGGUUUUCAAAAACGAUUAAAUUGGUUUUUACAAUAUAAAACUCAUCUUCGACAACAUAUAAUUCAAUGUAAAUCAAAUGAUAAUAAUUCUAUUGUACUUUCAAUUCCAUCAGAAAUUCGUCUUCGUCGUAUGUUAACAUAUAUACUUGAUGAAGAUGAAUUUCUUUCUGAAUAUGGUAUACGUUCAUUAUCAAAAUAUCAUGAAAAACAUCCAUAUAUAUUUGAUCCAGGUAGUGAACAUGAACAAUGUGUAAGUUAUUCACCAGGUGAAUCAACAACGAAUAUGUUUGGUGGAAAUUCAAAUUGGCGUGGACCAAUAUGGUUAUGUAUUAAUUAUUUAAUUAUUGAAGCACUUCAACGUUAUUAUUAUGCAUAUGGUGAUAAUUGGAAAAUAGAAUGUCCAACACGAAGUGGAAAAAUGAUGAAUUUACAUGAAGUAUCACAAGAAAUUUCAAGACGUUUAGUAAAAAUUUUUUUACUUGAUGAAAAUGGAAAACGACCAUUGAAUGGUGAUGAAAUAAUUUAUGUAAAAGAUCCAUAUUUUCAUGAUCUUGUUCUUUUUUAUGAAUAUUUUCAUGGUGAUACAGGACGUGGAAUAGGUGCUAGUCAUCAAACAGGUUGGACAGCAUUGAUUAUUCAACAUAUUGAAGAUCUUGCUAAAUUACGUAAAGAUUAA
Rotaria sordida is the source of this 2715-nucleotide messenger RNA. The record is from the annotation of a GenBank genome assembly. Lineage: Eukaryota; Metazoa; Rotifera; Eurotatoria; Philodinida; Philodinidae.